AAUUAGAUAAAUAAAUAAAUAAACGAGAGAGAGAGAGAGAGAGAGGGGUAGUAGUAUUAUUUAGUUGUGUUGAAUUGUAUAGAUAGAAAAAUGUACAAUCCCACGUUCAAAGAUUAGUUUUCCCACUAUUCUUUAUUCUUUCUAAUCUGUAUUGCUUGCCUUGCAGUUCAAUUCCAAGCUGGAAAUAUAUUGCAACAAAAUCUUUGGUAGAAAUCUGGUCAGAUCUUGCCUUCUGCUCUUCUUCAUUUUGCUUCAUUACAAAUUAAGCUCCUCUUUCUUUCCUUCCCAUUUUAUCUCCUUCCUCACCUCACACAACCAAAAAAGAGAAAAAACAUUAUAUUACAAAUCAAAGAAAAAGAACUAAACUUGAAAAAGAAAAAUCCUUCUUCUUCCUCAAACUGCUGCAAUUUCUGUGAAUUUUGGGAGUUGAGGAAAUGGCCAUAGCAGCAGCAGAUGAUCAGUUUCAUGUUCUUGCUGUUGAUGACAGCUUGAUUGACAGAAAGCUGAUUGAGAGGCUUCUCAAGACAUCCUCUUUCCAAGUCACCACAGUUGAUUCUGGUAGCAAAGCUUUGGAAUUUCUUGGUUGGCAUGAAACUGAGAGAAACAUGUUCAAUGAAACCUCCAUUUCUCCCAAGAAUCAUCAGGAAGUGGAAGUGAAUCUUGUUAUUACAGACUAUUGUAUGCCUGGUAUGACAGGUUAUGAUUUGCUGAAGAAAAUAAAGGAAUCUGCAAUUUUGAGAGAUAUACCAGUAGUCAUCAUGUCCUCUGAAAAUGUCCCUUCAAGAAUAACCAGAUGUUUAGAAGAAGGAGCAGAGGAAUUUUUCCUAAAGCCGAUGAAAUUAUCAGAUGUGAAUAAACUGCGGCCUCAUAUGAUGAGAAGCAAAUCAAAGAAUGAAAAUGAAAAACAGGAAAAGCAAGAAAAUGAGGAGAUUAUUAGUAGAGGAGAAGCAGAUUCGGACAUGCAGACAGCACAAUCUUUGCAACAGCAGACAUCGCAAGCCAACAACAACAACAGCGUCGACAACAACAAGAGGAAAUCUAUUGAUGAAGGGCUUUCACCAGACAGAACUAGGCCCAGAUACAGUGAUCUUACUGUGAUGUCCAAUUAAUCUUUUUUUUUUUUUCAUAUUUCGAUAAUCGUGGUAUAGGCGGCUCGGCUCGACUACAAAAUGUUAGUGAAGUUAGAAUCAAUAAUCAUGAGAUUGUCAAUUCCUUAGGUUAAUCUUUGACAUAUAAGUUUGUUUCUUUAAUGAAGAGAUAUAUGUACAGUACAGGGCUAAAGACAAACUGUGUAAGAGUCUUACUAGGGAAAACUUUGGACCCAAAUUUGUAUUUAUUGAUUUUGGACCCAA
Salvia miltiorrhiza (redroot sage) is the source of this 1352-nucleotide messenger RNA. RefSeq names its product two-component response regulator ORR9-like. Gene Ontology annotation, biological process: cytokinin-activated signaling pathway; phosphorelay signal transduction system. The transcript is spliced from 5 exons. Bases 435 to 1109 code for a protein of 224 amino acids. The record is from RefSeq and is a predicted model, not a curated record. NCBI's taxonomy places the organism in Eukaryota, Viridiplantae, Streptophyta, Magnoliopsida, Lamiales, Lamiaceae.